CGAAGCAGAUAGUGAGCUCGAUGAGCACGAUCCUCCGCAGUGAGUCAUCCCACCAUACGAUGUCAGGGCGUAGAUCAGUGGCCACGAGGAAAUGUGUAGGAUCCCAGGUGGGGAAAUAUGGGCUGACAGGAGGGAAGCGAUUUCUGCAAGAAUGGCAUCAUGGGCGGGCAUUGAAUCUUCGUCCAUCACGGGCCGCUUUGCAUGUGUUGAGGACAUGAAUCAGAGACUGCCUCUCACCA
Molecule: messenger RNA, 239 nt
Organism: Geodia barretti
Lineage: Eukaryota; Metazoa; Porifera; Demospongiae; Tetractinellida; Geodiidae
Source: the annotation of a GenBank genome assembly